CUGAUGAGGAUGCAAAACAUGGAAAUAAUUGUGGGUUUGGGAGCUGUUCUCACAUCACGCGUUAUUUCUGGCACUGCUGGAGAAUUUGGUGGAAAGAUAUGUCAGGAGCGGGAAAAAUGGGUUCCUCCAUGGUUACAAUGCCGUCGUAAUUGCG
Molecule: messenger RNA, 154 nt
Organism: Acaulospora morrowiae
Lineage: Eukaryota; Fungi; Glomeromycota; Glomeromycetes; Diversisporales; Acaulosporaceae
Source: the annotation of a GenBank genome assembly